This is a messenger RNA of Racocetra persica, 858 nucleotides long. The record is from the annotation of a GenBank genome assembly. NCBI's taxonomy places the organism in Eukaryota, Fungi, Glomeromycota, Glomeromycetes, Diversisporales, Gigasporaceae.
AUGGUAGAAACAUUUUCUAAAGACCUAGUUGAAGAUUUUAAAAAGUUAUAUGAAACCAAAGAACAUUAUGACACAAUUAUCAUUGUUGGAGAAGAACCAAAUGUUGAACGAAUUUAUGCCCAUUUUAUAAUUCUUUGUACCAGAUCAACUUAUUUUCGUAGCGCAUUAUCUGAUAAAUGGGCAGAAAGAAAAGAAGGUUAUUUGGUUUUACAAAAACCUAAUAUAAGUGCAUUAACUUUUAAACUUAUUCUUAAGUUUUUGUAUUGUGGAAUAGUCGAUUUAACCAAUCAAGAAUAUGAAGCAAUCUUAAAUCUUUUAGUCGCUGCAGAUGAACUUUUAAUUCAAAGACUUACUGAUUUCGUUCAGGAUUUUUUAAUCAAAAAUAAUUCUGCAUUCUUACAACAAUGUCCUAUUAAAAUGCUUCAUUAUAUUGUCAAUAAUGAUCAAUUUAACGAACUUAAGAAUGCUUAUUUGGAUAUCUUUUGUAAAACUCCUCAUUUAUUAUUUGAUUCGGAUAAAUACCCUUCAUUGGAGAAAGAUGCACUGAAAUUAAUUCUCAAGUGUGAUAACCUCGAUAUGAAAGAAAGUGAUAUCUGGAAAAAACUAGUUGAAUGGGGAAUCGCACAACAUACAAUGCAUGAAGGAGACAUGAUGUGUCAAGACACUAAGUAUGAUGACUUGGAUAUAUUAAGGGAGACAUUACAAGAAUUAAUUAAACUCAUUAGAUUUUAUCAGAUGGAUCGUGAGGCGUUUAUUCCUGAUGUAUGGGAAUAUGUGAACAUCCUACCUAACGAUUUAGUUAAGGAUGUACUACGAGAUUGCACUAUUAUUGACGAAAUGGAUAGGCAAAAAACCUAG